AUGGACCAAAGAAUGGAGGGCGCGCCCGAGGCGCCUGAGGUGCCCCCUGAGGCUGAAGAGGCUGAGCAGUCCGCAGAGAUACCUGAGAUCCAGCAGGCCUAUGACGCUAUGUUCGAGGAUCAGUCAAGUGACGACGAGGACUUGGUGGUUGGUGCGCACAGAAUAAGCUGCCGCUGGGUGCGUGCAGCGGCCAAUGCAGUGGCCAAAAAGAUGAUGAUGGUGGCCGCUUUGGGCAGCGAAGAGGUGGCAAAGAUCGAGGAAGGCUUCAAUCGCCUGUCAGUGCGUGGAGAGCUCCGCCCAUCGGAGUUCCGCACGGGUUUCCUCAACUGCGCUGGCCCGGUGCCUGAGGCAUUGGCAGAAGCGCUUUUCAACUGCUUCGACUCAAACUCCUCGGGAACCUUGGAUGUGCAGCAAUUCGUAUGUGGUGUGGCAGUGAUUUGGAAGGGCAGGCCAGAGCAGAAGCUGCGACUGCUCUUUAUGGUCUAUGACACUGACAAAGAUCAGCGGCUGUCGGACCGAGACCUGAAGCGCUUCGCCCACGCCUUGAGCGACGGCCGUGGCCGCGAAACCGCCGAAGCCGCGGUGAACAGCGCUCUGAAGGAGCUGCUGGCUGGCCACUCUGUCGUGAACUACGAGAAGUUUGAGCACUGGGCACGCCAACACGUCGACUCUCCUUUGGUCGACUGGAUCUUUAGCUUGGAGCAGCGGGUGAAGGCGGAAGAUGAGGAAGCUGCCUCAUGGAGGAUGAGGCCAGCCCUGGAUCGUUCCAACAGUGUACAGGAGCGUGAGGAGCUGCAUGCACUCUUGGACUGGGGUGAGACAGUUGGCAUUGACAAGGACCUUGCAAAGGAACUCCGUGGCGCCUGGAAUGCUGUGGCCUUAACCUCUCGACUUGGGGUGCUGGAGCGAUCGGCCUUACUGACGUGCUUUCCCUCAGCGCCCGCCGAGCUGAUCAAUCGCCUGGCUGCUGCCAUGGAUCGUGCCAAGACAGGCACGGUCUCUGCUCGGGAGUGGGUGCAGGACCUGUCCAUUUGCCUGCAAGGCACUGACGAGCAGCGGAAGGAUUUGGUCUUUCGCAUGUUCGCGGACGAGACCGGUGUGAUCCCAGCACAGGCGGCUACAGAGCUGAUGGCAACCGCGCAAGCUGCAGCCUCCAUCUUCACACAGCCAGUGCAAAGUCGAAGGGCCUUGCGGAGGGAGACUUCCUGGGCCUCCGACGCCGAGGAGAUCGCUCAGGCUCUGGGCCAUGCGGUGCGCAUCGAUCUCAAGAUGCCACCGCUGCAUGCGUCGGACGAGCGGGUCAUCAUUGAAAAGAUCAACGACAAGUUCAGCCCGGAUUCGCCCGGAAAUGUCGGGGACGUGUGGUACCUAAUUCCAGCACGUUGGUGGAAGCAAUGGUUGGAGUUUACCUCGACCGAGACCAACUCACGUGAGCAGGGCCCUCCUUCCAUCGACAACACUGGCUUGGUUGACGCUCGUGACUUUCUUCGGAUUGGUUUGUCGGAAGGGGUCGACUAUGAGGUGGUCAAGAAGCACGCCUGGUGUGCCUUGGUGGCUUGGUACGACCUCCAGGGAAUUGAGCUGCCACGCAAGGUCAUCGAAGUUGAUGGUCACAUGGAGCUGGAGAUGUACCCAUUGCGGCUGCACAUCAGCCGCACGGAUCAGGCGGGCAACAUCAUGUUGCUCGAGAGGACGCUCGAGAUCAGUCGUACAGCCCUGGCCAGCGAGACUAAAGAGGCAGCGCGAUUGCUGCACGGCAUUGAAGAAUCGGAUUUGGUACUUUGCCACAGAGUCCAUCAAGACCAAGAAUUUGCAGAGGUGGAUGAGCGCUCUUGCUAA
This is a messenger RNA of Durusdinium trenchii, 1839 nucleotides long. The record is from the annotation of a GenBank genome assembly. NCBI's taxonomy places the organism in Eukaryota, Dinophyceae, Suessiales, Symbiodiniaceae.